Scleropages formosus (Asian bonytongue) is the source of this 1662-nucleotide messenger RNA. RefSeq names its product heparan sulfate (glucosamine) 3-O-sulfotransferase 1-like1 (gene hs3st1l1). The transcript is spliced from 2 exons. The record is from RefSeq and is a predicted model, not a curated record. Gene Ontology annotation, molecular function: [heparan sulfate]-glucosamine 3-sulfotransferase activity. Bases 460 to 1407 code for a protein of 315 amino acids. NCBI's taxonomy places the organism in Eukaryota, Metazoa, Chordata, Actinopteri, Osteoglossiformes, Osteoglossidae.
GCCGUCUCGCACUCGCUCGGGAUGACUGAGUGAUGAGGAGUGAGAGAUGAGUGAGUGAUGAUGGGUGAGAGACGAGUGAGUGAUGCGCGUCAACGAUGCUCCUCGAGCACCUCGGCGGGGGACACGGCGGCUGAGCGGUGCUGAGCCUCCUCCUGCCUUGCUUUCCAAGUGUCUCUUCAUCUCAUCACCGCCACAGUCACCGUGCGAUGAGCAUCUCCGAAAGCGAUGACUGAGUUUCGCGGACCCCGCCGCUGACGCAGAGCCGCACGAAGAUGGUUUCGGGACUGGUUGCUGUUCUUCCACCUCCUGCGCCUCCUCGAUUGCUGUGGCACGCAGCACCUCUCUGCUCCCUGACUGCUGGGCCUGAUCAUAGAGAACCUGCAUUAGUGCCACACUCCUACUUGGGUUUCCAGACCUAUUAGCCCAGCUCUGCCUCUUCAGUCUUCUCCCUCUUUCUCCAUGUCUCUCUCUUUCUCCAUGGUGUUCCUGCUGGUGUCUGUGCUCCUCCUGGUUCUCCUGACAUGUGCAACAUCCCUGGAGAACAUCCCGGGAGGUGUGCAGGCCCCAGGGGCCCUGUUGAACUUGCAGGCAGGAGAGCUGGUCAAUGAAACGGAGGUGGGACCCCCAGGGACAAGCCGGCGCAUACCCCAGAGCAUCAUCAUCGGGGUCCGCAAGGGUGGCACGCGAGCCCUGCUGGAGAUGCUGGACAUCCAUCCUGACGUUGCCGUGGCCACCACCGAGGUACACUUCUUUGACUGGGACCAGAACUAUGCCAAGGGCCUUGAGUGGUACCGGCAGCUGAUGCCACUUUCCCAGCCACACCAGAUGACUGUGGAGAAGACACCGGGCUACUUUACUUCAGCCCUGGCGCCCGAGCGCAUCCGAGCGAUGAACAGCUCCAUAAAGCUGCUGCUCAUUCUCCGGGACCCCACGGAGCGCGUUGUGUCCGACUACACUCAAGUGUACUAUAACCGCCUGGAGAACCACAAGCCUGUGCAGCUCAUCGAGGACAUCCUGAUCCAUGAUGGGGCACUCAACACUCGCUAUAAAGCCAUUCAACGCAGCCUGUAUGACGUGCACAUGCGCAACUGGCUGCACCACUUCCCCCUGGAGCAGAUCCACGUGGUGGACGGGGACACGCUCAUCCGAGACCCGCUGCCUGAGCUGCAGAAGGUGGAGAGGUUCCUCAACCUUCCACCCAGGAUCAUGUCCUCCAACUUCUACUUCAACCAGACCAAGGGGUUCUACUGCAUCCGCAGCGAUGGCCGUGAGCGUUGCCUACAUGAGUCCAAGGGGCGCCCCCACCCCGUAGUUAACAGUACUGUCCUUCAGCAGCUGCGUUCUUACUUUCAGGAGCACAACCGCAACUUCUACAAGAUGGUCAAGCGCUCCUUCAACUGGCAUUAGGCUGGACAUUUUGGGGACCGGGACUAUGACACCUGGGCCAUCAGAGGUCAUCUAAAUUCCCUGGAUAAAAUCGAUUAUGGGCAAGUCUGGUGGUAGCACAUGGGCUGGUCUUUGGGUUUGGAGAUCCCAAUGGGUUGCAGAGGGUGGAAGCACUUUACAAUCGAUCCUCUCUAAUCCGACUUUGGAAAUGCCUUUUAAAUUGCUGUCGUGAACAGUUUUAUAUAGGAGAAGCUACAGAAAUCAAAGCUUGAGUAA